AUGAAUCAAUUUCGGGUGACCUUUUCCGAUGAUGAGGAAGAAGCAAACCACCACCAUCAAUCUCACCAAUUAGCACAUGAAGAAGACGAUGAUGAAGAAUUAUUUUUGGGAAGAGAGACAAAUAAAAGAGGAUUCUAUGCCGAGGAUUUAGAGGAAGAAGUACAAGCUGAUCCGUUAUUCCAAGCAAAAAAACACGAAUUGGAACAAAAGAGAAAAUAUAGGAGAUUAUCAACUGCAUUUAUUGCUUCGAUUCUUGUUGUAGCUACUCUGUCAGUGAUCUUGGGGUUUUCUAUUUAUUUUAAUGUCGCAUUCUAUUUUGGAGAGAAGAAAACACAAUCGGAAUGCCUUUUUGUUUUUAAUGAAACCUUUCCGAUCGACCCUAAAACAUUCAGAGAUUCUCGUCACAAUAAUUUAAUGAGAUUUUUUGAAGCUUUUACUCUUCCUCUUUCGGAAAGCGAGGAAGAUUAUAUAAUUCAUAUACCAAAUGUUGAAAGAUAUAGAUCAGAAAUUUAUUUUCUGUCUGGAAUUUUUCAUUCCUCCGCCUUUCUUGCCGAAUCUCAUUUAUUCCUGUCGACAAAAAAGAAAUUGUCAAUUUUGUGUAUGAAUUAUGGUAAUAAUGACUCGGUUACAUUAAAUGAGGGCUCAUACGUAGAUAGUAUUGUAUUUGAGAGCCAGACAUGCCUGCAGAGUAUAAAAGGCCAAAAUAUCACGAAAAUAUUCAGCGUGACCUUAGAUGCCAACAAAUCCUUCCCAAGAAUGGAAAAUAUUUCAUGGAUCCAAGACAAUAAUAUCAUCAAUACUAUUUAUAUGCUCGAUCAUGAAGUGAAACAGCUAGAACACAUUCUUUAUCGCUCUACUGCUCUCUUGUUGGAGAAUAUUUUUUCUACCAGCGCAUCAGUCAUCUCUCGAAUGGAAAUUCCUUUUAAUGAAGAGGCACACAUAUUCAGUGAAGAAUAUUUCAAGAGAUUGGAUUCAUGUAUAUCAAUUUAUGCAAGGAAUGGAUGGACGCAAUUUAAGGUGUUGGAGUCAUCCGUUCAAGUUAAUGGAGUUGAUAAGAAGACGCUGUCUAUGGAAUCAUCCUACUCGUAUCUAAAUAAGAAAUAUUCAACAGCUGACACCAUUUCACUAAAUUAUAACAAUACAUUAUUUGACGAGCUAACGAGUAUCAUCAAUAGUAAUUUGAAGGAAAUAGAAAAAUAUAAGAUUGAGGAAGGAAGGGAAGCUACUUUUUUGACAGAUUUGAUAAAAAAGAAUACGCUGAAGAGCCUUCUUCACAUGAACAUAGUGAGGAAAACAAAUUCAUCACAAUCUGAUCAUGAAUUCUUUUCUGAAUUACUAGCAGAAAAGUUGGAUCGAUUAUUUAUUUCAGAAAUUAUGAUACAAAAUGUAGAAGGAUUACCUGUAAACAAGCUGACUCUUAAUAUUGGUUUGAUUUUCGACCUUACUCUAAAAUUUCCUUUUGGCGACGAACUCACAAAUCACAACAAUUUACUCUCGGUUCACACAGAUCAUGUAUUGAAAAAUAUUGGCUCUAAACUUUUGAAAAAGGCUAUGUUUGUUGUCGAAAAUGAUCGACUUUAUUCUAUCAAGAACAAAUAA
Messenger RNA from Naegleria fowleri, 1599 nucleotides. RefSeq lists its product as uncharacterized. The record is from RefSeq and is a predicted model, not a curated record. NCBI's taxonomy places the organism in Eukaryota, Heterolobosea, Eutetramitea, Acrasida, Naegleriidae. The transcript is spliced from 2 exons. The coding region runs from base 1 to 1599 and encodes 532 amino acids.